UCCCCACAUGAUUCACAAAUAUUUUAUUGUCAGGAUAGACUUCAAGAAAGAACCAGAAUAUGUAUCUGUCAUUGGAAUUGAGCUUGCUUUUAGUAAGAGUUUGAGUUUUAAAUGUCUGUGGAUAAUAGGUGUGAUAUGUAAAAGGGUUGUAAUUGCCUUUAUAAUCUUGUGCUAGGAGUGAAGUUAGAUUAUAGUUUCUCUUUAUAGUUAUUUUUUUGUGAAGAGGCAUGCUGGUCGAGUGAAAGGACAGUGUCUGGGACAAUGCUUGUUCAGAAUUUUUUUCUAUCUCAGUUUAAAAGGAUUGAAUUUAAGUAUUCCUAUUCUGGAGAUACUGUUUUCCUUCAAAAUGGAGCAUCCAAAUGCAAAAACUUGCAUUUUUCUGUUAACUCUGGUCUCUUAGUUUGUUGCAAUGUUCCUAGAUUUCCUGUUUAUUUUUUUAAAUUUCUUUUCAGAAAAAUUUCAUUUUAAUUUUUGGUGGAGGCUGUCCAUUCAUUUUUUCUCAUUAUGUUCCUUUAGAGGAAAAGGAUAGUCCAAAGCCAACAGACUCCUUGCUGUUAGAACUGCUACAGCUCAUGUUUCACAGUUUUUAUUCUCUGUCAUCAUGGUAUUUUCUUCUCAAUUGGAAGUGCUUCUGAAGCUUUUUCGGGGCAAGUGGGAGAAAAACAGAAAAGCUAAGAAAACAAGGGUAGAGAAGUCUCAAAGACAUUCUUACAUUUGUUUCUUUUUCCUGCCCUUUUUGUAAAAAUAAAUAAAUACCAGUUUUGGAAACUGUGAAUGUGAGUCUGUUGAGAGGAAUGUGCUUUUUAGAAAUGCUGAUGGAGAUUCUAAACUAUUUUGAUGGAACUCUAAUAAAAGUCAUACUCAUGUCCAAAUGGGUAGCCUGAGUUGGGGGCUGGUGUCAUUGUGCUUCUCGUGGAUCCCCUUGGUGUUCACUCCUGGCAGCUCGGUGAUGAAGGUGUAAGACUCUGUUCAUCUUAAUUCAGCUGGCUAGUGCAGAGGUGGGGUCACAGUCAAAAUACAGAAUGCUGAAUUCAGUCUUCAUUUUGAAUGGAAAAAUCUGAACACAUGCAUUGUCCCACUGUAGUUAACACCACUACCCACUAUUCUCCCUAACUGCAUCCCCCCCACCCAUAAAAACCCCAAAACCAAUAAAACAACAACAAAAAAACUCCACUAAAAAUGAACAACAGAACCCUUCACAUUUUCUGAAUUAAUACUCUUUAGCACUUAAUAUUGCUCUACUAGUGAAAAAUGGAAUCUAUGCAUGGAGGUUUUGGUUAGCAUUGUGUACAAAACUUGGUAUGUAUUCCUGUCUGUUAACUGCCUGUGAAACUUACAUAAAGUCUAGGGGAAAAGUUCAUUUGAGGCUUAAAUUUCACAGCAUUCACGCAGCAUAAAUGGAAGUGAUAGCUUGACCUAUUUUCCAAUAAAGUUAACCUAUCUCUUUGGCUGUACAAUUAGUUUAUUGUUAGAUGAUGCUUUACUAAAUGUUUGAUGGAAAAUGCUGUUAUUUGCAGUAUUAUUUUGUAUUUAUUUCUCCUUUUUCUUGCUGGAGCCAAGCCCACAUAGUCCUGUAAAAUAUUAUAGACAGUAUAUGAAUUUUCAGAUUGCCUGCACUGUGCUUCUUAAGCCUCUUUUCUUGUAAGUUUAAAUUAGGUUAUUGGUGUGGUGAACCCCUAUGCGCUGGGAAGAAGAAUAAGGUGCUGCAUAAUGAUCUGUUUUUGACACUUCUUUUAAGAACAAACAAACAUAAGAUUACAGCACUGCAUUUUCCUGAAUCUCUGAAACCAGGAGUCAGUUAAACUCACAGUACAUUUCCUUGCUGUGGUUUUGAUGUGUUUCUGUGUGAAACUGACGGCAGGAUUUGUUCGAGUAUGUAGGCCACUAUUGUAUUAGAAUUACAUAACCGUGUUGAGUGGUGGAAACAGAUGAAAAGACGGGAUGUACGGCGUUCCCUCACAGAUUAUAUCCUGCAACAAUGAAGACAGCUCAAGCUCUGCAGAGAAUGUGGUCACAUGCUGUCAAAAAGUUGGGGAUUUUGAAAGGGCACAUGAAGUAUGAAGAAAUUGGCAAGGCCCCAGGCAUGGAAGAGCUGAUAUGGGAACAGUACACAGUGACCUUACAAAAGGAUUCAAAACGAGGAUUUGGGAUUGCAGUUUCUGGUGGCAGAGAUAACCCUCAUUUUGAAAAUGGUGAAACAUCAAUAGUGAUUUCGGAUGUUCUCCCAGGUGGUCCAGCAGAUGGAUUACUUCAAGAAAAUGACCGAGUGGUCAUAGUUAAUGGGACCCCGAUGGAAAAUGUUCUACAUUCUUUUGCAGUUCAGCAGCUUAGGAAAAGUGGAAAAGUGGCCACCAUUGUAGUGAAAAGACCAAGGAAAGUGCAAGCUGCUGCGCUGCAGAGAAGCCCCUCCCUUGACUAUGAGGACAGAGCUUUAGAUGUAAUGGAUGACCAUGCAGAAUUUGAUGGCAAAAGUGCUCGAAGUGGCUACAGUGAGAGAAGCUGGCACAGUGGAAACGGAGGGCGCAGCCAGAGCUGGGGAAACAACCUGGAUCAGAGCUAUAGAGAUGAGCAUGACCGAGGGCGUAACCGAAGCAGAGACUGUGACAGGGAAUGCGGCUACAGCCGCGAUCGAAGUCGUGGUAGGAGUGUUGACAGGAGCUUGGAUCGAGACUAUAGAAGGGAUCGGAGCCGGGGAAGGAGCAUCGACAGGGAUGCUGGCUAUGAACGGGACUACAGAGGAGACUACAGCCCACCCAGUUACAGUCACGGAUCUUUAUCUGAUCCGAGAUAUGGGAGGGAAAUGAGGAGUCGUAGUCGGGACAGGCUUCAUUCCCGCAGUCCUUCACCUGAAAUACACCGCCAGCACGAGUACCUAGGACCGCAGGAUCAGAAUGCACCCAUCAGUGUUCUCUUAACAAAAGGCAGACACAAUGAAGAGUAUGGACUCCGUCUUGGAAGUCAGAUCUUCAUAAAAGAAAUGACCCAUACUGGUCUAGCAACCAAAGAUGGCAACCUUCAUGAAGGAGAUAUCAUUCUCAAGAUCAAUGGUACAGUGACAGAGAAUAUGUCUCUAGCUGAUGCCCGAAAAUUGAUUGAGAAAUCACGUGGGAAACUCCAGCUGGUUGUUCUCAGGGACCGAAAGCAGACACUGCUCAACAUUCCUUCAUUGAAUGACAGUGACUCAGAAAUGGAUGAUAUUUCUGAAAUAGAGUCAAACAGAUCAUUCUCCCCUCAAGAUGACAGAUCACACCAUUCUGAUCUAGAUUCACAUUCGUCCAAUGAAAAACUGAAAGAGAAACCAAAUGCAAAAGAGGAUCCCUCCAGUAGGAUGUCCAGAAUGGGAGCAAUGCCUACUCCAUUCAAAUCAACUGGUGACAUUGCUGCUCCUGCUGUUACAGCUGUAGACUCAAACAAAGAAUUGAAGUACCAAGAUGACCCAGCAGUGCCUCAGCCAAAGGCAGUUACACGAACAAUUCUUAAACCCAGUCCAGAAGAUGAAGCAAUAUAUGGUCCUAAUACAAAAAUGGUGAGAUUCAAGAAGGGGGAUAGCGUGGGUCUGCGGCUGGCUGGUGGAAAUGAUGUAGGGAUAUUUAUUGCUGGAAUACAAGAAGGAACCUCAGCUGAUGAGGAGGGACUGCAGGAAGGAGAUCAGAUUCUUAAGGUAAACACUCAAGACUUCAGAGGCAUUGUUCGGGAAGAAGCUGUUUUGUAUCUCUUAGAAAUUCCCAAAGGUGAAACUGUGACAAUUUUGGCUCAAAGCAAAUAUGAAGUCUACAGAGACAUCAUGGCCUGUGGCAGAGGGGAUUCAUUCUUCAUCAGGAGCCACUUUGAGUGUGAAAAAGAGUCACCACAGAGCUUAGCAUUCACCAGAGGGGAGAUCUUUAGAGUAGUUGAUACACUGUAUGAUGGCAAACUGGGAAACUGGCUGGCUGUGAGAAUUGGAAAUGAACUGGAAAAGGGCCUCAUUCCAAAUAAGAGCAGAGCUGAACAGAUGGCCAGUGUUCAAAAUGCCCAAAAAGAUGGCUCAAGUGAUAGGGCAGAUUUCUGGAGAACACGUGGCCAGCGAUCUGGAGCAAAGAAGAAUUUGAGGAAAAGUCGUGAAGAUCUGACAGCUAUUGUAUCUGUGAGCACAAAAUUCCCAGCUUACGAGCGUGUUCAGUUGCGUGAAGCUGGUUUUAAGAGACCUGUGGUGAUAUUUGGCCCUAUUGCAGACGUUGCUAUGGAGAAGUUGUCAAAUGAUUUGCCUCACCUGUACCAGACAGCAAAGACAGAACCCAGAGAUGCAGGUUCGGAGAAAUCAACUGGAGUAGUGCGCUUGAACACUGUGAGGCAAAUCAUUGAGCAGGAUAAACAUGCUCUGUUGGAUGUCACUCCUAAAGCAGUUGACCUGCUAAAUUACACCCAGUGGUUUCCAAUUGUGGUCUUCUUUAACCCAGACAGUAAACAGGGUGUGAAGACCAUGAGACAAAGGCUAUGUCCUACAUCAAACAAGAGUUCGAGAAAACUUUAUGAGCAAGCAAACAAACUGAAGAAAACUUGUUCCCACCUCUUUACAGCAACCAUUAAUUUGAAUUCAGCCAAUGAUAGCUGGUAUGGUAGCCUGAAAGAUACAAUUCAACAACAACAAGGAGAAGCAGUAUGGGUAUCGGAAGGAAAGAUGGAUGGCAUGGAAGAUGACGCAGAUGAUCGUAUGUCUUACCUUACUGCCAUGGGCGCUGACUAUUUGAGCUGUGACAGUCGGCUGAUCAGUGACCUAGAGGACACAGAUGGAGAAGGUGGUGCAUACACUGACAAUGAACUUGAUGAGCCUUUGGAGGAAACAAGGAUUUCAUCUGUUAGCCGAUCCUCUGAACCUGUGCAUCAUGAGGAGAGUUUAAAAAAGUUUGCUCCAGAACCAAGAGCUCAGUUGAGAAAAGCUGGUAGCAGGGAGAUCCUUAGAGAGCCAAGUCCACCUCCAGCAUUCAAGCCUGAACCACCUAAGGGAAAGUUACAAAACAGAGAGGAUCCAUAUGACUUCCCCAAGAACUAUGACUCCAAGUUGGGUAAUGUUGCUGUUAGCAGUGAGACUUCAACUGUAUCAGCUAAAGCACCACCACCACCUGUUUCUGUGAAACCUGUUUUUGGGCGUCCCAUUCUGAGAAACUCUCAGCCAGCAGUCCUGCCUGCAGAGGAAGAGGAGGAGGCAAAGUUGGAAGAGGAAGGAAACGAACAAGAAAAUACUCCAAAAUCAGUACUGAGGAAAGUAAAAAUAUUUGAGGAGAUGGAUCACAAGGCAAGGAUGCAAAGAAUGCAAGAGCUACAAGAGGCUCAGAAUGCCAGGCUUGAAAUAGCCCAAAAGCAUCCGGAUAUUUAUGCUGUCCCUGUCAAAACACAGAAGUCAGAACAGAACUGGCCCCAGCCGAUGAGCUCCAGGCCUCCAGAACCCCAGAAGGCUCCUGUUAGACCUUACCUGGAGAACCGUGUCAGCUACGGCAGCGAUGCGGAGGAGGAGCAGUACCGCCGGCAGCUGGCAGACCACUCUAAGAAGGGCUAUUACGGACAGGCAUCCAGAUACAGAGACACAGAAUUGUAG
Messenger RNA from Lonchura striata (white-rumped munia), 5572 nucleotides. It is a transcript of the gene TJP2, whose product is annotated as tight junction protein 2. NCBI's taxonomy places the organism in Eukaryota, Metazoa, Chordata, Aves, Passeriformes, Estrildidae. Gene Ontology annotation, molecular function: cell adhesion molecule binding. Gene Ontology annotation, cellular component: bicellular tight junction; plasma membrane. The record is from RefSeq and is a predicted model, not a curated record. Gene Ontology annotation, biological process: cell-cell junction organization; positive regulation of blood-brain barrier permeability; cell-cell adhesion.